CUGUGAGAUCACUUUGCCACCGUGCUGACAGGAGCUACUUACUGCCUACACAGCAUCUUUACUGCAUCAGAGGGACUAAAACUGUCUCCAUGUCUUCAGACCAGGACUGCCACCUGUGUAAGGAAUACCUCCGGGAUCCCGUGUCCAUCCCCUGUGGUCACAGCUUUUGUUCAGUUUGCCUGAAGACCUACUGGGAUCAUGCUGACCACACGGGCUCAUACCUGUGCCCACAAUGCAGGGUCACCUACAACAAGAGGCCCAACCCGAGACGCAUGGGAGGCUCCCGGCACUCCACCCUUCAACGCAACGCCGAAUCCUUUCCGCCUCCACCUCCAUCCCCUGACUACAACUAUGCAGGACCCCAGGAUGUAGGAUGUGACAUCUGCAUCGGAAAGAAGCACAAAGCCGUCAAAACCUGCCUGAUGUGUUUGGCCUCCUACUGCGAGAAGCAUCUGAAGCCCCAUUACGAGUCAAACACUUUUAAAAGGCACAAGCUGGUGGAUGAACUCGGCCACCUGGACCGACAGAUCUGUCCUCAGCAUCAGAAGGGUCUGGAGCUGUUCUGCCGCACCGACCAGAUGUGUAUCUGUGUGCUGUGUACGGUGAAAGAGCACAAAGGUCACGACAUGGUGUCAGCUGAGCAGGAGAGGGCGGAUGAGCAGCAACGUCUGGGCGCCACCCAGGCCGAGAUCCAGGAGAAGAUUCAUGACCGCCUCAAGCAGAUGGAGGAACUAAAACAAGCAGUGGACUCACUCAAGACCUCGGCCCACUCGGCACUGCAGGAUUGCGAGAAGAUGUUUGGCGACAUGCUGCGCUCCAUCGAGAGGAUGCAGCAAGAGAUGGCCAAGCUGAUCUCCUCCAACAAGAGAUCGGCGCUCAACAAUGCAGAGAGCCACAUGGAGCGUCUCAACCAUGAAAUCGCUGAUCUGAGGAGGAGAGACAACGAGAUCACCCAGCUGUCCCGCACCGAGGACCACAUCCACUUCAUCCAGAGUUACCACAUGCUGAUAGCCCAGACAGAGGCGGAGGAGCUGCCUACAGUGAGCGUCAACCCCUAUUUCUCCUUCGGCCCGGUAACUAAGGCCGUCUCUGAGAUGAAACAGCACCUGAAUGAAUUUGGCAACGAUGAACUGGUUAAGGUUGCCAAGGCAGUUAACAAAAUGACCUUCUGUCAACUGGAUGAUUCCAAAAAGAGACGGUCGAUAAAAAAUGAAGAACAAACCGUGUACAAGCCUCUACCAGUCCAGGAGCCUCAGUACAGGGACGAUUUCCUGAAAUAUGCUUGCGAGCUCACCCUGGACUCAAACACAGCCUACAGACAGCUCUACUUGUCCCGAGGAAACAGGAAAGCUGCCCUCAAGAGAGACCCCCAGAACUACGCUGACCACCCUGCCAGAUUCGACUCCUUGCCCCAAGUCCUGUGUAAGGAGGCUCUCGCUGGAGGAGCUUACUACUGGGAGGUCGACUGGAGUGGCGAGGGGGCUGCUAUCGGAGUCACCUACAAAGGCAUCAAGAGGACGGGCUACGGAGACAGCUGCCGCAUCGGCUACAAUCGCAAGUCCUGGAGCCUCUUCUGCUCCGAUUCCAGCUACUCUGCACGCCACAGCAAAGACCAGAUAGAGAUCAACGCGCCCUACUCGUCACGCAUCGGGGUGUUCCUGGACCACGUCGGGGGUACGCUGUCUUUCUACACCGUAGGGGAAACCAUGUCUCUCAUCCACCGCUUUAAGGCCAACUUCAGCGAGGCGGUCUACCCAGGCUUCUGGGUUUGGUAUGAAUCUGCCAUCACCCUCAUCCAGUAAUUACACAUGAUAACCAAUGAUCAAUGUACAACUGUGAUUCAGUUUGUUUGAAAUUACAGAACAAAAACAUGAGUACUACUUCCUACUAAUUUUACAAUAUUGAGAAUUUUUUAAGACUGUGUUGAGUAUUAGAGGAGCUGUUCUUAAUGACUGUGAAUAUUCUGCAAAUCAACAUGUGUAAAAUAGAAAAUCAGGUGUACACAACAAAUGAAUUUAAUUUAUAAUUACAAAUAAUGAAGGCUGUUCUUGAUUGAGAUAUGUCACAUGAUCAUGUAUACUGAUGUGAUACUUAUUUUUAUCAAUAAACAUUUUAUAUAAAGGACAAA
Plectropomus leopardus (leopard coralgrouper) is the source of this 2128-nucleotide messenger RNA. It is a transcript of the gene ftr83, whose product is annotated as finTRIM family, member 83. Gene Ontology annotation, molecular function: zinc ion binding; protein binding. The record is from RefSeq and is a predicted model, not a curated record. Lineage: Eukaryota; Metazoa; Chordata; Actinopteri; Perciformes; Serranidae.